This is a messenger RNA of Bufo bufo (common toad), 5350 nucleotides long. RefSeq names its product dishevelled associated activator of morphogenesis 2 (gene DAAM2). Gene Ontology annotation, molecular function: small GTPase binding; actin binding. NCBI's taxonomy places the organism in Eukaryota, Metazoa, Chordata, Amphibia, Anura, Bufonidae. Gene Ontology annotation, biological process: positive regulation of canonical Wnt signaling pathway; regulation of non-canonical Wnt signaling pathway; negative regulation of oligodendrocyte differentiation. The record is from RefSeq and is a predicted model, not a curated record.
GUGAUCCUCUGCAGUAACAUACACACACCCUGGGCUCUGCACACAGCAGCCUCAGCAACACUGCCCGUGUCUCCUGUGCCCGGGGAUGGACUCCCUGGCAGCCUGAGAUCACUCCAAGCCUGGCACCACUGAUCAUGAUCAGCAGAUAGCACCAUACAUGAUGACCAUGGCUCUCCGCAAGAGGAGUCGUCAUGCAUUGGGUUUCCUGUGCUGCUUUGGGAGCAGCGAACACCCGGAAAUUAACCUCAAGGACAAUAAUCCCCUCCAGUUUUUGGAGUUCUCAGGGCCGAUACCAUCUCCGGAAGAGCUGAAUGCCAGGUUCUCCGAGCUUGUGGAUGAGCUGGAUCUCACAGACAAGAACCGGGAGGCCAUGUUUGCCCUCCCCCCAGAGAAGAAAUGGCAGAUUUACUGCAGCAAGAAGAAGGAACAAGAAGAUCCGAAUAAACUGGCGACCAGCUGGCCAGACUAUUACAUCGACAGGAUCAACUCCAUGGCAGCCGUAAACGGUUUACCCGCCUUUGAUGAGGAAGAUACAGAACGAGAAUAAAUUGUAGAAGACUUGAAGACGGCGCUCCGGACCCAACCGAUGAGGUUCAGCCCCUGACAUUAUGUUGUCACCAGGUUCAUAGAGCUGGAUGGUUUGACUUGCCUCUUGAAUUUCCUGAAGAGCAUGGAUUACGAGACAGCGGAGAGCCGCAUACACACAUCCGUUAUAGGAUGCAUGAAGGCUCUGAUGAACAACUCCCAGGGACGGGCGCACGUUUUAGCGCAUCCUGAGUGCAUCAAUAUCAUCUCCCAGAGUUUACGGACUGAGAACAUCAAAACCAAGAUCGCCGUUCUGGAGAUCCUGGGGGCGGUCUGCCUGGUACCGGAUGGGCAUAAGAAAGUCCUGCAAGCCACUCACUACCAGGUGUACGCUGGACGCACCAGGUUUCAGACGCUGCUGAAUGAGCUAGACAGGAGUUUGGGGAGGUAUCGAGACGAAGUGAACCUGAAAACCGCCAUCAUGUCCUUUAUCAAUGCCGUCCUCAACGCUGGCGCUGGAGAGGUGAAUCUUGAAUUCCGGUUGCAUCUUAGAUAUGAGUUCCUUAUGUUGGGGAUCCAGCCAGUUAUUGACAAGCUGAGACAACAUGAAAAUGCCACCCUAGACAGACAUCUGGACUUCUUUGAGAUGGUGAGGAAUGAAGACGAGGUAGAGCUGGCCAAGAGGUUUGACACAGUUCACAUCGAUACCAAAAGUGCAACAGAGAUGUUUGAGUUGAUAAAGAAGAAGCUGAAGCACACGGACGGAUAUCCAUACCUGUUGUCAUCCUCCAGACUGCUCCAGAUGCCGUACAAGCGUAAUGGCAGCAACCUGCAGCAGUGGCAGCUCCUGGACCGGAUCCUACAGCAGAUCGUCCUCCAAGAUGAGAAAGGUGAAGAUCCCGACGUGACUGUUCUGGAGAACUUCAGUGUCAAGAACAUCAUUAAGAUGCUAGUGAAUGAGAAUGAAGUCAAGCAAUGGAGAGAACAAGCGGAGAAGUUUAGGAAAGAACACGUGGAACUGGCCAGUCGACUCGAGAAGAGAGAGCGGGAAUGUGAAACGAAGACGCAGGAGAAGGAGGACAUGAUGAAGACCUUGAACAAGAUGAAGGACAAGCUGCAGAAGGAGUCGUCCGAGCUGCGUCUGGCCAAAGAUCAGAUGACGGAGCUGAUGUCUCAGCUGAACGAGCACUCGACCGGUGGUCCGAUAUCCUACCCUCUUCCUCCACCACCACCUCCUGGUGGUCCUAUGUCUCUCCCACCACCUUUACCGGAGUAUUUGCCGCCUCCACCACCACCACUGCAGUCAUUCUCUUGUUUCCCCCCGGCCCCUCCGCCUCCACCACCGCCUGGGGGACCCCCGCCACCUCCCGGAGCUCCGCCAUUCUUUGGGAUGGGCAUGCAGGCACCACCUCUCCACUCCUUUACCUGUGGAACAAACUCGAGGAAGAAAUCCAUUCCACAACCAUCGCACCCACUGAAGUCCUUUAACUGGUCCAAACUGAAUGAGGACAAAAUCAGUGGAACAAUCUGGAAUGAUAUUGACGACGUCCGAGCCUUUAAAAUUUUGGAUCUAGAAGAAUUUGAGAGAAUGUUCUCAGCUUAUCAGAGACACCAGAAAGAGGUUGAUUCCAUGGAGGAUCUCUACCUGUCCAGCCGCAAGGUGAAGGAGCUAUCCGUGAUUGAUGGGCGCAGGGCGCAGAAUUGUGUCAUCCUUCUCUCCAAACUCAAGUUGUCCAACGAGGAGAUUAAGAAAGCCAUUAUGGAGAUGGAUGAGCAAGAAGAUCUCCCUAAAGAUAUGCUGGAGCAGCUCUUGAAGUUCAUCCCUGAGAAGAGCGACAUUGACCUGCUGGAGGAACACAAACACGAGAUUGACCGCAUGGCGCGGGCUGACCGCUUCUUGUAUGAGAUGAGCAGGAUCGACCACUAUCAGCAGCGGCUGCAGGCUUUGUUUUUCAAGAAGAAGUUCCCAGAGCGAUUAGCGGAGGCGAAGCCUAAGGUUGAAGCCCUGCUCCUGGCCUGCAAGGAACUGACCCGAAGCAGACGAUUAAAGCAGCUUUUUGAAGUCGUCUUGGCCUUCGGAAACUACAUGAAUAAAGGCCAGAGAGGAAACGCGUUUGGCUUCAAAGUUGCGAGUCUGAAUAAGAUCAUUGAUACCAAAUCCAGUAUAGACAGGAACAUCACCCUCUUGCACUACCUAAUUAUCAUAUUUGAGAAGACGUACCCUGACAUCCUCAACAUCCAGGGGGAACUCGAGCACCUCUCCGAGGCGGCUAAAGUCAACUUGGUCGAGUUGGAGAAGGACGUGCACAAUAUAAAGACCGGACUGAGGGCCGUGGAGUCGGAACUGGAGUAUCAGAAGCGCCACUACAGGAAUCCCGAGGACCAUUUUGUGCCAGUAAUGAGUGACUUCAUCACGGUGGCCAGCUUCAGCUUCUCGGAGGUCGAGGACCUGCUGAGUGAGGCCCGAGAUAAGUUCGCCAAAGCAAUGAAACAUUUUGGAGAAUCGGAGGGUAAAAUGCAGCCGGAUGAGUUUUUUGGCAUCUUUGAUACUUUUCUGCAGUCAUUUUCUGAGGCCAAGCAAGAUCUGGAGAAUAUGAGAAAGAAGAAGGAGGAGGAAGAACGAAGGGCUCGGAUGGAAGCCAUGCUUAAGGAGCAACGUGAGAAGGAGCGGCGACUUAAGAAGGCCAAAGCCGGCAGUAUAUCGGAAGAAGGCGGCGAGUUUGAUGAUCUGGUGUCAGCAUUAAGAUCGGGGGAAGUUUUUGAUAAGGACAUAUCCAAACUUAAGAGGAACCGGAAACGUUCCGGUAACCAAAUUCUGGACACUAGCAGAGAGAGGGCAGUGACGAAGCUAAGUUAUUAGGAUCAGACAUAGAGACGUUGCAGCGUGGACCAUAGUGCGUGGGAGAUGAGUCAAGGUCACCGGAAACUGCCCUGCGGAACUAAAGAACUUCACCUCUGUGUGACCAAGAUCAUUCCCACCAUAGCUUGAGCAUCAAGCUCUUCAAAGUGCCUCAGUGGAAAAACGCAGUGGACCAGGUCCAUGUCUAUGAGACCUGCAGGAGAACGUGCCGCAGUCACGCUUUACAAGUGCCAAAUAUUUUAAUUAUUUUUGCACUGUCUAAAUCUUUGGUAUUUUGUACAGUAUCUACCCUAAGGCUUCAAGCUCUCCAAAAACAUUACACCCACAGAUAGACGACGAUGGGAACAUUUUCUGUGGCCAAUAAUAGAUGUAAAUAGAAAAUUCCAGGUACGGAAUUUAAAGUAAAAAUUCUUAAAUUUUCUUUUUAGAUUUAACAGUAACAUUUCAGCUGCAAGUAAUAGUAUCAGAGCCCCCCUUCUACUCUACGGUCAUGUACGGGACCUCGCACAAACGUACUCUUUGUAAUUCCAGGACCUUCUCCAAAAUCUCAAAACCACUGUACGAUUGCAACAUGUUGUGCACUUUUUACCUUUUUCAUGUGUUGCCAUGGUUAGUAUUGGCUUCGAGAACGCUGAAAAGUUUCAGCUGUCUCAACAAAAGCACAAACAUUUCGUAACCGAAAAAUAGGGGGGGGAAAAGGGCGCAUCAUCAGGUUCUGGAACCCAACCUUAUCACUGCCAAAAACAUGGGAGAUAUACUUUGUCAGACACAUGAAAGAGCCAAAAAUAGUUAUGUUCUAGCGCAUCAAAAUGUAGACUUUUUUUUUUUAUAGGAAUGAGAGUAGAACUGGCAGGGACACAAGUCAUGGGAUUUAGGGUCUUGGUCAUAAAGUUAGACUUUACUUGACCUCAAGUUUCAAAAUCUUGGGACAACAAUGGAAGAAUGAGGUUGAAUGCAGAACAUAUGUGUACUGUCCAGAAUCUAGAACCAUUGGUGGUGGCAAAGAACUUAGAAAUGUAGAGCAGUGGUCGUGGGUCUUCUAGCUUAUGGUGGUAACCCUGUAAAUCAUCUAUGGACCAGCAAUGGAAACAUCUUGGACAAUGUGUAGCAGGAAGAACCUCACAACACGCAAAUAUUAUUUAUGGAACAAACCCUCAAUCAGUGAAUAGAAACGUAUAACAUCUAAAUGUUCUCAAGCAAAUGCACACCAAUGGAGAUGUCUUGUCUUCAACACUUUCUUCAUCAUGUGACGGUAGACUUGGAUCUACUUGAGAGUUGGUACAGCCUUCUAAAAUUUUUGUCUCAUCUUGGUGAAAAUCUUUUUGAGAUGUCUUGGACCACAUGUGGCAAGAAGAACCAUGGCGCAUGUCAACUUUACAGUUAACCUUGGAUGUAUCGAAGACUUGGGUCUACUGGGGAGAUGAAACAAUGGUUACUAUUUUGAGGUUGGACCAUGCAGGAAUGGAGACCUUUUGUCUUGGGUUAUCAGUGGAUAAUUUGCACAUGUAUUCUGCCUACCGCUGGUCGUAGUUGUGGGUCUACUGCAUCCCAAAGCUGUAUCUUCUUAUCAUGUCUGGUACAACGCUCUCUAUAUCAAGACUUCUCAUAGGCUUCCCCAAUGAAAAGUGGCAUGGUGGUCCUCCAGUCUCCACGACCCAAGUCACUUCUGUAGAAAUGAAGCACUUAUCCUGGAGUGUUCCUGAGGACCCUGGUACCUUCUGCGGCAAUAAUAUAUAUCUAUGUGGCAUGAUGACUGGUUUUGUUGUAAGUUUCCUUUUUUACUGAGUUGUCGACAUAUAAAAGGGAAGUGUCUGAAGAUGGAAAAUAUCUGGAGCCGCAGAUUAAAUUUUGUAGCUGCUUCUAUACGUCAUAGGACACGCCAUGAGAGUACUAAGCCGUACCAGAAACAAAUAGUGGCUUCACAAUGAAAUUUAUGGCACCAGGUUUUCUGUAGGCAUCAUUGAC